Gongylonema pulchrum is the source of this 645-nucleotide messenger RNA. Lineage: Eukaryota; Metazoa; Nematoda; Chromadorea; Rhabditida; Gongylonematidae. The record is from the annotation of a GenBank genome assembly.
GUUUAUGCCAGUAAUAAGAGUAUGAUGGCACGACUGCUGCGAGACGCCUGUGAGGACGAGCUGCAGCUGCCUCGUUUAGAGGGCCUCACGCCGGUUCAAAUUUUCCUUGAAAUGGGUCUAGCACGCUUGCGAAGAAAAUGCAUGGAUAACUUCAUUGGCAAAGGUUAUUUUGAAAGUGUUUACGAUAUUACAAGUGUAUUUGACAUCUGCAUAAAGAAGGAUCCACAGGACCAGGCUGAUGCCUUGUUCUUGCUGUACAAUGGCGUAUUAAUGAUGAACAUCUUUGCACAGCAUGUUCUGAUGCGAUACAGCAGCCUCAAAUUAUCGCCAACGGCAGAGGGAGUAACAGCCGAAAUGAUCGAAAAAUUGAACUUCACAGUUGAUUCAAAUAUAUCUUUUGCAGACGUUUCUGAUGUCAUCCGUACUUGCAAGAUUCCAAAAAUAUGGAAAUCAGAAGUUACAAUUGAGACUUCUGAUAAACAGGAUUGGCUUGCACGCGGUAUGGUCUUAUGUUCACGAGAAGAUCCUCCUUCGUGGAUCCCGAGUGCAGACUGUAUCGAGCAGCCCAACUGUGGGCAGAUCUCAGAAGUACAGGAUCGUUCAUGGGUUUGCGCGGAGCAAAUUGAGGAAGCGAAGACCAGCUGA